Asterias rubens (European starfish) is the source of this 943-nucleotide messenger RNA. Its product is annotated as UPF0696 protein C11orf68 homolog. The coding region runs from base 1 to 882 and encodes 293 amino acids. The transcript has 4 exons. The record is from RefSeq and is a predicted model, not a curated record. Lineage: Eukaryota; Metazoa; Echinodermata; Asteroidea; Forcipulatida; Asteriidae.
AUGGCGAGCAGAAGAAGCUACUCGUCUGGUUCAAGCGAAGAUGAUCAGGUCGGGGCCCUCACUGGGUGUCUAUCCAAACUACAAAUGAAAUCUAGUUCCAGCAAAGACUUCGAAAGUCAGGAAGGAUGGGUGCCCUUAGGUCUGGUCUUCGAGGAUCCGGAGCGUUCAACCCGGCUUCAUGCGGACGCCAAAGCAGCCUAUGAAGAUGACGGACUCUUCUUCGAUCCGUCCGAUUACCCCGAGGAGGAACGACUGGAACUGCUCCAGAAGUUUUUUGAAACUAGUGCCCCAUCAAAAACUAAACGGUCUGAUGGAAUUGGUUGGAUUACUGUACGAUCUCCAAGCUUUGUAGAUGAAGGACUGGGUGAUACAGAAGGACUCCAGGAUGCAUGGAAAGAAUUGACUGACUCAUCUGAUACAAUCGACUUCCAAACUGUCAAGAAACUGGCUCUGAAAUAUAGGUGCCUGAGCGGUAAUUGGCUUCUGUUUAUCCAGACCGGGACAGGAAUCGACGAGGCAUGGGAAAAAAUUGCCACGGCCACGGUAAAAGACAAGCUGGGCACGCACGCCAAAGUGACGCCGUUGGAAGACGUUGGUGAAGGCAAGGCGCUCCAUGGGCAAGAGCACGCCGUAAGUGUCUACACUAGAGACUUCACUGAUAAGGCUGAUGUGAUGAAGAUGGAAGGAAAACUACGUGAUCUUGGGUUGCGGGGUAGGAUGGCUUACAAGCCAAGGUUCUACUCAAUUAUUGGUGUGUAUGGACAGAAUAAAUGGAGACUGCGACCGGGUAUCUACUCGUCGCACUGGGAUGAAGUGAACAAUGAAGCGUCUGUAAGAGAUAACACCAUCAGCUACCAGACAAAGAAAGCUUAUAGAUAUUAGUGAAGAAAUAAAGUAUACUCAUCAAUUGUUUUAAAGUGUGUUUGACAAUUACCAAAAGUGU